AUGGACACCUCGCAAUCAUCAUCUCCCUCGAAACGUAGCAGCAUUCCAAUACCGAAAAGGAAAACUUCGCUACAUCUGUACAUUGCCGGCACGGGCGGUUCAUCGUCCAAUUCAUCGUCCAACGUCGGUUCGGCUUCGGCUUCGAUAAACGACGAUGAACCUUCGUUCACGCGCAGCAUGCUCGGUUCAUUCGUGCAGGCUGAAUCACCACCCGGCGGUGGAAGCGGUACACCGGUCGAGUACGUGCAGUUAAAGGAAACCCAUAAUCGGUUGAUGGAAAAGUGUGAACAGUUGUUGAAACGAAAUGUCCAGUUGGAAAAGUCGAACGAACAGCUCAACCACAAUGUAAAACAACUUGUGGGCGAUCUGGAAAAUUCGCAACGAGUGCUUACGGACUUUACGGAGAAAAAUCGACGCCUUAGGCGCAAACUGUCCGAAAUCAUUCCAACUCCAGCGCCGGGUGAAGAAAGCGUCACCCUCGACGCAGCCGAGAGUGAUGAUGAGGAACAGUCUCCCUCCACCGCUCAAGUGCUUCCUGGUGCAAGUGGUGUAGCAGGAGCACAGACAGAAUCUAGCGGGAAAGGCACGGAAGUGGACAGUCUGCUGAACGAGAUGGAAAAGCUCAAGUCCUAUCUGAACAACGUCGAGUUACAGCUGUACGAGGCGAACGAGAAAAUCUCCGAAUUGUUGGAAAAUAAACAACAAUAUGAGGAAACGAAUCGUAAGCUGCGGGAGGAAAAUGCUGAGCUGAACAAGGUGGCAAGGCUUAUGUCACGAAACAUGCUAGAAUCAAUCGAUACUAGCAAAAGGCUCGAAAAUACAUUCAUUAAGGUGCAACGUGAGCGUGACCAGCUGGUCCGUCAAAAUCGGGAUUCGGUCGACUCGAAAACGAGCACCAAUGAAGAAAUUCAAAAGAUGCGCUCCGAAAUUGAGCUACAGCGGAAAACAUAUGAAGCACAGUUCAUCGAAUAUAAAAGUCUCAUGAGCGAAGAGCACGAGCGUAAAACGAACGAUCAGAUUGUUGCCCUUGAACUGGAAGUCGAAAGCCUUCGGCACCAGCUGGAUGAAGCACUGGAGCGGGCCGAGCAGGCCGAAGAGGAGGUGCAAUCGUUGCGCCAGCAGCUCCGUGUCAGCCGGGUUCGAGAGUGGCAAAGUUCCAAAGCUGGUGCCGCGAACAUCCUUGGAAUUUCCGAAACUCUGGACAGUGACGUUCCGUUGGUGUCUUUGCUGAACAGUUGCAGUAUGGCCGAACAUUCUCCGGCCGGUUCGUCGUCCUGCGGUCCCACCGUACCACCGGCACCCGCACUUCCACCUCCUCCUCCUCCACCACCACCAGCUCCACCACUGCCAGCUAACAUUUUCGCUAACAGCAAGCACCUAACCUCCCCUGGAACGGCAGGCUGUGACCGGGCGCUUGGCUUAAGCGAGGCGAUAUCGCAGCAGAAAUUAAAUCACGUAGCAAUAACGAAUGUAAAUAGUCCGCACCAGGCAACAGGUCUAGAUUCGGUGAUUGCUGAUAUCAAAAGUGGCAAGGUGACGCUAAGGCGAAGGCGUCCACCCAAUCCACCGAACCAUUCCGCCGACGAUGAGGCAACCGGUACCAGUAGCAGUAUUAGAGACAGUGAGCAGGAGUACAACCGAAUGAUUGCACGUAACCCGGGGCUGAAGGAGAUGUAUGACAUAAUGGCGCGCAUGAAACGGGCCAACCGGAAAUCGAAAAUUAUUUACGAAUCAGAACUGGUUGGACGGGGAGGAGACAGUCCCACCGUCCCACAGCAGGACACAACCGACGGUGGGGAUCGUGUGGUACUAACCCCACGGUCACACACACGUAUGGUUAUGGAUGUAGUCGAUUUAUGA
This is a messenger RNA of Anopheles maculipalpis, 1860 nucleotides long. Its product is annotated as shootin-1-like. Bases 1 to 1860 code for a protein of 619 amino acids. The record is from RefSeq and is a predicted model, not a curated record. The transcript has 6 exons. Lineage: Eukaryota; Metazoa; Arthropoda; Insecta; Diptera; Culicidae.